CCAAAUAAAUUGGAGUACAAAGCCGCUGACCCAUCGGCUAUUGUCGGUUUGCCCAGAAUAAUCGUGUACUCUCAUCACAUUAUCACCACAGCAAGCAGAUGUGACAGCGGAUGUGCCGUAGGCUGGGAACACGAGAAUGCUGCCAUCAUCGUACAUAAAUGUCAGCAAGCUCGAUUGUGAUCCCCCCGCGUUUAUCUGCAGUGAGCACAGGCGACAUUCAUAUCAGUAUGUA
Messenger RNA from Pyricularia oryzae 70-15, 232 nucleotides. RefSeq lists its product as uncharacterized. Lineage: Eukaryota; Fungi; Ascomycota; Sordariomycetes; Magnaporthales; Pyriculariaceae. The transcript is spliced from 2 exons. The annotation marks the transcript as partial. The record is from RefSeq and is a predicted model, not a curated record.